This is a messenger RNA of Penicillium maclennaniae, 456 nucleotides long. RefSeq lists its product as uncharacterized. The record is from RefSeq and is a predicted model, not a curated record. The coding region runs from base 1 to 456 and encodes 151 amino acids. Lineage: Eukaryota; Fungi; Ascomycota; Eurotiomycetes; Eurotiales; Aspergillaceae. The transcript is spliced from 5 exons.
AUGGCUGGCGUUAUGGCAAGAAGCGUGUGCCCCUCCGACGCCGGCGAAGAAUCCAAUCGGCUCCGGCCUGGACCGCGGAUUGGGAAAUAUCAUCGUGGCGUCGGGAUGAAAGGCGUUUUGCGAAACGAGCUUCCCAAGGAUGUCGCCGGGAACCCCGAUCCCUCCGCCGCCUCCGCCUCUGGCGAGGCGAGUCCCUCGAAGGCCUCGGAAGAGGCUGCCGCCAAGACCCCGGCCUCCCAGCGAGGCUUAUGCCUCGAAGACCACAGAUCCUGGCGCGACUCGGACUCCAUUAACCACGUCACUCUAUGCCUGUUUUGCAAAGAUACUGAUAGGUCGCAAGCAGGUAGCACGCCCGCUGCUGGCAUGACCGGCCUCUUGGAUCUCCCCCUGCGCCCCGUUAAGUGCAAGAAAGCCUGGCCCGAAGAAGCCGAGGAUAGUUGGGCUCGAACGAGAUGA